GUGAAAGUAUUAUGCCAUUUUCAGUAUGAAAUCAUCGAAAUAAGCUAAAUGUGUUAGGGUUUUUCGCUCUGGCUUAUCGGAAUCAAUCGAAUUAUCGUGAAAGAGCAUGAAAAGGUUUUGUUAUUGUCCGUUCUCUUUGAUGUCGAAAAUGCGUUUGAGCGAAAAUGGCAACUAUUCAUGCAGUGUAGCAUUACUUUCUUUAGAAGUUCAAUCGCAUCACAGUAGCAGUUUAAUACGUCAGGAGAUCAUCAUCUCUCUAAUCAUUAUUUCACUAAAUUCAAUUUUUCUCUGAUCUAAUAAGUCAUUUUUAUCAUGAACAUUCCACUCUGAAUGAUUCCCGGUAUCGGAAAUCCAUAGAUUCGUGCCCGGAAAAUUUUCAAAUCAGGCUGAUUGUCAUUUUUAAUCCGGGUGAUCGAGUACGGAAUGAAAAACAAAUACAUGUAUUUUUUGGCUAAGAUCCAGAUAAUAUUGCUGUAGUUUGUUUUUUACAAAAUGUUAUUGUUUUAGCAAAAAAAAUGUUUAUCAUUGUUGAUUUUCUCUCUUUGUAAAUAGCCCUAAACCUGAUCAUGGCCGAAUACGCGUAUGCCAUUCCAGACCAAUUUGUUACUCUGCCACCACCAGAUCAUCUUCAGACUACAAUUUACAUCAAACGUGUCGAAAUAAGGGAAAACAUUGUUCAGCGGUUUUCAUACGAAAGAUUACAUAACAGCCUAUUAUUCGAUUAUCUUGUUCAAACACAGGGAUCCCAGUUCAUAGAUCGACUCUUGACGGUAUCAUUCAAGUCAAGUCGAAACGACGACUUCAACUACGCGCGUAAUAUUUUGCACAGAGGAGUGGAGUUUUGUGGAGAAAUGUUUUACUUUUUAGGCCAUUCGAAUAGUCAGUUAAAGGAGAAGACAUGUUAUCUUAUGCAGGGAUCUCAUAUUGAGAUCUACAACUUGUUAUCACAGUUUUAUGAGUUUUCAAAGAUUCCAAAAAUUGCUAAAAGAGCAAAAAGGAUUGGUUUGCUUUUCUCUGGCUUUAACAAAAGUAUCAGUUUACCCAUGAAUGAGACUGAAGACAUCGACGAUAUCGAGCACGACGGAUAUAACUUCACGGACGGCUGUGGGAUGAUGAGCGAUCAGCUUAGUAAAGAGAUCCAAAGAACACAUCGUCUAAGCCAUCAACCAACUGUUGUGCAAAUCCGUUACCAAGGUUACAAGGGGGUUUUACUUCACUGUCCGGAGUUACAGCAUGUGAAGGCACAAUUUCGAAAAUCAAUGAAGAAAUUCAAGAUCCCUUCUGAAGAGAUUCAACAGAGGUGCUCAACCUUGGGUGUGGUUGAGUAUUCAAAACCCUUCUCAAAUGCAUAUCUAAACACGCAGUUAGCCAUGGUUCUCGCAGACAAUCAGGACCGUUCUGGUAGGAGCUAUUUAUUGCAGUUACAACGACAGUUUUAUGAGAUGCUUAGAAACUUGCUACACGACGAAGAGUUGGCAAUUCACUAUCUCACGAUAACUGGACGUACUGAUCUAUUAGCUCGCCUUAGAAGAAAUGGAUUUUGGAAUCAUCGAGUACAAAAGGAUUUGGACAGAAUUCGCAAUGAUGAACUCAGAAAAAUGCUUAAAGACGACGAUUCAUCUUAUGGUUUUGAUGAGGAGGGUGGUCAAGAAAGGAGGAGGUCGAAGUUAAGAGUUCUUGUUCCUCGAGCAAGAGUAGUGUUUGGUGUUAGUGAUCCUUAUGGUGAGCUAGAAUAUGGUGAGGUUUUCUUUCUACCAAGUCUUCCAGAGACAGAGUUGGCCUCAUUCCAUAACGCCAGAAAAGUUGUUGUUGGGAGAAACCCCUGUUAUCACCCUGGUGACGUCAGAGUAUUAAAACUCGCCAAUGUUGAAGACAAGUUUAGAUAUGCUCAUAUAUUUGACUGCCUGGUGUUCCCUGUCAAAGGCAAACGGCCACACCCUCAUGAGUGCUCAGGAGGAGAUCUAGACGGGGACAAGUAUUUUAUCAGCUGGGACCAGCGACUUGUUCCUGACUGGGAAACAAACCCUUUCAAGUAUGAUGAGCAAGAAGACAUCGACGUUUCUGCUUUACUUGGGAAACUACUCAAGGAAAACCUGUGUUCAAUUUCGAAUAAACUUUCGUCGUUUGGAAGAGCGCAUGCCUCUUCUAUAUUUGGCACUGAGGAAGAAGCUGUUGAAAGACAAAAGAUCGAACAAAGAUACGAGAUGGAAAACUAUUUUUCAUGCUAUGAAAAUGACUUGGUGUGUCGUGUGAAUGCUAUCUUUAUGAGAUAUGCCCGAAGAUAUGGCCCAUCUUGUGACGUCUGUGUUGGUCUAAACAAGUACUUUUCGGAUGCUGUCGACAUGAAUGCCACUAAAUCCGAAGUUGAACGUGAGCUUCGAAGCCUGGAAAUCCACAUUCGACAAGAAGAACAAAGGGAGAGGAUAAUGGGGCCAAUCCAAGGUUACAUUGGUACUACAACGAGGCAAAGUGGAGGAAUCAUACGAGAAAGACAUCAAGAUGAAGAAGAGAGAAAGACAGGCAGCUGGCUUGGUCUUGCCGUAAAUAAUUUUCUCGGUUUCAAAGAAAAGAAAGCACCAUUUGUAAGAGGAGAUGAUGUCUGGACACAGAUGGAAGAAGACGCGGAAGUAUUCUUACAAGAAAUGCGGUCAUAUAUGAAGCCUUGAAGGUUUACCGAUCACGACUGCUGCAUCUUAGGAUAGAUCUUCGUCAUGAUAGAAGCGACAUAUAAACUGCCAUUGAAUCAUUGGUUGAAGGACUUUCUGUCGAUGGAGAAAAAUCAACAAACUUUCCAUGUCUAUUCGUUCACAUAAUUUGCUUUGUAAAUGCACAGUUUUUAAAACUUUUUUGAAUACUUCAUAUAUAAAUUCAAAUUCUAUUUUUUGACGUAUCCCUUCCAGUUUGUAAUGCUUUGUAAUUAGUAAGAAUAUCAUUGAUUUGUAAAUAAACCAUCUAUCAAUCUUACCUAAAUAUUAGUUGAAA
Exaiptasia diaphana is the source of this 2982-nucleotide messenger RNA. RefSeq names its product RNA-dependent RNA polymerase 2. The transcript is spliced from 3 exons. Lineage: Eukaryota; Metazoa; Cnidaria; Anthozoa; Actiniaria; Aiptasiidae. The coding region runs from base 567 to 2666 and encodes 699 amino acids. The record is from RefSeq and is a predicted model, not a curated record. Gene Ontology annotation, cellular component: nuclear RNA-directed RNA polymerase complex. Gene Ontology annotation, biological process: siRNA processing. Gene Ontology annotation, molecular function: RNA-directed RNA polymerase activity.